Messenger RNA from Tilletiopsis washingtonensis, 1018 nucleotides. RefSeq lists its product as hypothetical. The record is from RefSeq and is a predicted model, not a curated record. The coding region runs from base 240 to 950 and encodes 236 amino acids. NCBI's taxonomy places the organism in Eukaryota, Fungi, Basidiomycota, Exobasidiomycetes, Entylomatales. The transcript has a single exon.
ACGGGGCCCGAAUAGAGCGUGCUCGGCGCAGGCGACGGGUCGAACUGCACGCGCGGCGUGAUGGGCGUGGUGGAUGCGAAACGCGCGCGACUCGGCUGCGACAGCACGGGCACCUCGACAUACAUCGUCAUCUUGGACGGCGUGAGGGGCAGCGGCUCGGCGCGCGCAGGCGGCAAGGUCGGCGUGCGGCGCUGCAGCUUGGCCGGCGACGUGGACUGAGGUGCGGCCGCGAGCUCUGGAUGCGAGCGCUUGCGACGCAUAGGACUGCCGUCGUGCGCCGGCUGUGCUCGCGGCGCCUUGAUUGGCGAGGGAUUGCCGCUGACGAUGCUGGAGCCCGAAGGCGAGUCAAAGCCGUUGUUCGGACUGGCCGUGACAUAGCCGCUGUGCACCGACGCUGGACUCUCGAACUGCGCGGGAUGAGGCGCAACGGGCGUGCGCUGUCCUGCGCUGGUGCCUGCAAAGAUGCGAGGCGCCAUGGACAGCGCUGCCGUGCCGAGACCCGCCUGGUGCUGCGGCACAGGCGCCGACAUGGCUGGCAACGAGCUGUAGUGUUCGCGCCGAGGCGGUGCAGCCGAGUGCUGCGGCAGCGGAGACGGCUGUGCCGGCCAGUUCUGUGCGAUGUGGUACGCACUGCUAGCCGAAUGCUCGCUGCCGGACGAGCCCGAGCGCGACGCGGCUGCGCGAGGGUACGGCUGCGGCACUAUGCCGGGACUGCGAUGCACGGGAAUGUCCAGUGCGUGCGAGAGCGACGAGCGAAAGGAGCUGCCCGGACUGCUCUGCGACGAGGCCGAGCGCGGCGGCUGCGCGCUGUACGGCGGCGAGUGGUGCGGCUGCGGCUGCGACUGCGAGUACGGCGCAGGCAGAGCAGGCGGGGCGCGCGCCUUCUGGAGGUCGAUGGGCGACUGCUGGUAGAACGGCUUGUAGUUCGAGGGAUACGAGUCGUACGCUGAGGCAGUCGUCGGUGGCGGCGCAAUGGCAGCGCUUAGCGCCGAGACUGGGGCACGACCACCUGUGCGAC